This is a messenger RNA of Wickerhamiella sorbophila, 996 nucleotides long. RefSeq lists its product as hypothetical. Lineage: Eukaryota; Fungi; Ascomycota; Dipodascomycetes; Dipodascales; Trichomonascaceae. The record is from RefSeq and is a predicted model, not a curated record. The coding region runs from base 1 to 996 and encodes 331 amino acids. The transcript has a single exon.
AUGCACACCUAUCCUCCGUGGAAACCGCCCAGUCCACCUGGAAGUGCAAAAGACAAACAUCCAAGUAGCUCAGAAGAGUUUGUGACAGAAGCAUCGCCCUCCAGUCCGACCCCGAGUUUUGUGAGCUUGGCCCAGCCGGCCCAAGUGUUGGCCGGCACGCACUUAGAGCCAAGCGAGACUCAUCAUGCAAUGGUGGUUGCGACGUUGCCUCUGAGUCCGAAAUAUCCCAUCCCGAUCAAAGUGGAGCGAGAGUCUUGCUACGACAGCAAAAGAGUGCACCGAGAGCGAGAGCGAGAGCGGCGAGGUGACGACAGGUUGCGGCACAUGAUUGACCAGCUUCGGGACCGAAACUGCAUCUUGCAGCAAGAGCUUAACGAAGUACGCGAAGAAGUCAAGAACGAAAGAGCAGAAAAAGAGCUUCAUGCUAGCCAGCGCCAAGUUCUCCGAGAGCAAAUGGAAAAGCUACAGGCUCGUAACGAAAGUCUUAACAAGAGCUUGUCGGCACUACAAGAGCGGCAGCAACAAUGGGAUGUCAACCUAGGCGACUGGGAUCGACGAAUGGACUCGAUGAAAAAGUCCUACGAAAAAGUUCACUCUGAUCUGGUUGCAGAAAGAGCUCGCCGCCAACAACUCGAAGAACACAAUCGUCGUCAAGAAGUCUCGUACAGUGCAGUGCGAGAAAGCGUCAAGGGGCUCAAGAUGCGAUACAAUCGCGAGUUACAGUCGGUGCGGGCGCUAGUGGAAAAAAUCCAAGGCGAGUUUGCCAACGCGCGGCCGUCUGCUGCGGUUGAACUCCACAAAAAGCAACAGCAGGAAGAACGACGACGGAUAAAAGCUGCAGCGAAAGAGCUGGAAGAAAUGCAGCACCGGUACUUUGAUGGCAUAGCGGACUUGCAGGCUGCCAUACUGAAGCAGGUUGACGAUGCGAAUGCCGAUAUUGUUUCCAAGCUGAACGAAGUUCAUCGAGCAGCCAAGCUUUUGGGAACAAGCGGCUAA